AUGAAUGAGGAUCUGGAGGAAAUUUGGAGGAAAUUUGCUCUGACAGAGGAUGAGGCUGGGGGUGUAGAGUUAGAUAGUAAGGAUCUGGCUCAGGGAGUAGUGGAAUGUCAAUUGAGCAUAAUUGGAAGGGUGGUGGGAGAGAAGACAGCGAACAUUGCUGGUAUAAAGAGCUUUGCUAAUAAUAUGUGGCUGUUUGCAAGAAAUCUAAGAGUUGUUGAGAUAGGGGUUAAUAUGUUCCAGUUUAGCUUUAGUAAUAAACAGGAAAUGGAUAGGGUGUUGAAGGGAAGGCCAUGGGUUUACGAUAAUUUGCCUUUGGUAGUUUUACCAUGGGAAGAGGGGAUAGAACUGAACCUUGAAGCCUUUAAUAGGACUUGGAUUUGGGUCCAACUGUGGAACUUACCUAUUCAUUGGAUUACAAAGGAUAUUAGUAGGAAAAUUGGGGGAGUUUUCAGCUUCGUAAGGGAGGUGAUUGUUCCUACUGGUGGCGGGAAGGAGGGGAAACAUUUAAAAAUCCUGGUUGAGAUGGAUUUAACUAAACCAAUGCUGAGAGGAACCACGGUUAAGCUGAGGGGCAGUUCUAGAUGGAUAGAAUUUAAAUAUGAGAAAUGCCCUGACUUUUGCUACUGUUGUGGGGGUCAUGGGGCAUAA
This is a messenger RNA of Coffea arabica (coffee), 648 nucleotides long. RefSeq lists its product as uncharacterized. NCBI's taxonomy places the organism in Eukaryota, Viridiplantae, Streptophyta, Magnoliopsida, Gentianales, Rubiaceae. The record is from RefSeq and is a predicted model, not a curated record.